CGGCGGUGGAGCGGCGGUGCAAACGCAGGCCGAUGUUGCAGCGCAGGCAACUAAGGGAGGCGGCGCUCAUUGCGCUCACAGUGUUCCUCCUGCUCAUUGGAAUUUCUUGGGCGCGACAUAUCGAUGAAGAUUGCAUUGCUUUCCAGAGGAAGGAGAUAAACGUUCCGGGGUCAUCCCUGAACAUCACUUCUUGGAAUGAUUCACCCGGGGAGAAAGAAUUCCUGACUUUGAAUUUGUAUUUCACUGGAAAGGAAUUUCCGGACACUUAUAGCAUUCUUUAUGUUUUUCCGUCGAGAUUUCAGCUUGCAAAAUUCAUCAAUAGUGAACCAACAAAGGGAAAUUUUACAAUAAAUCCUUCAUUACCAAAUGGAUGGGUGGAUCUACAGCUGAAGUUCGAGGAGAAGCUAGAAGUGUGGAUUGCUGGGUUUCCAGGCCCGCUGGUUAGGGAACAAAACGGCUUCCCUGUGGAGAAGGUGGAACUCAAAGGGAGCAACACGACGGUUAACUGCCGUGACGAUAUGGUCGCAUGGCGUGUUAAUCAUACACGGCAGGUCAUCCCAGUGGCAGGUCCAGGCUCGUAUCGCCUUACCAUGUAUUCUGGUUCGCCUUUCACUCCAAAGUUCAUUUCUGCCGAAGGAGAGUUAUCGAUCGCUUUAGAAGGGAAGGCCUAUAUAACUGGACAGGGAGUGCCUCCCCUGCCUCCCUAUAAGGAUCAUAAUUUCACACUGGAGUGUAAUCACUCUAAUUCGAAAAUAAACAGUUGCUAUUUACAGGCACCUGGCAGUGACGUCAUAGGUCCACUUGUGUGGAGCAAUUCUUCCAUCACAGUGUCAACAGAACAUGGAUAUUUCUUCCUUUUAUUGAGUCAAAAGAUCGUCGCCAAAGCUAAAGAACCUACAAUGGGAGCAACUGAGGAUUCAUCAGAAAAAGCCACAGUCACUAUUUUAGUCGUUAUGUUAACUGUGACGAUUAUAACAACCACAGUGUUCGCUUUACUUUAUGUAGUGGCUUAUCAGGAAAAACGUGGUGCCUCUAAUGAACGUCAUGAAGAUGAAGUUCCAUUGCUUCAGGUUAAAUCACGCAUGUGGGAUGCCGUCAAUUCCAAUGAUGUUAAGCUUGCCAAGUAUCUGCUGGAGAAUGGCGUCGACCCCAACGCCAGGGAAGGAAAGCAGCCCACGACCGCACUGAUGGAGGCGCACGUCUUGGGCAGGACGGAAAUCGUAAAGCUUUUCCUCUCCAACUCUGGAGAAAAACCGACUCCUCCUUCAAAUGCGCUCGUGGAAGAAUGCACAGAGAUACUUCAUAAGAGAAUGAAGGAAGUCUUCACCGCAGCCAAAAGUGGCAUGUACGACAGACAAGAUGGCGUUCAUGUGAAGCUCAGGGCCCACGACUUCCCAGCCACCAUAAGGGACCACAAGGGCCGCUCGUUGGUGCACUGCAUUGCCAACGCCAAGUUCGACGACGAGAGACCAUGCUGGGAAGCGGCCGAUAUCAGAGCAUUUUUUGAUCAAGAGAAACCCUUUCCUAACGCCAUAGACCACUGGGGUCAAACGGCUCUCCAUUUCGUGGCGAGCCUCACACCGAGGACUCCGAGGGCCCGGGUAGUGUGGGGCGGGAGGACGCGCACCGUGACGGAGGCGUGGCUUGAAGUGGCUCGCCUUCUCGUGGAAAAAGGAUGCGACCCGAGGAUAAAGGACCACCGAGGCUUCCUUGCCUCGAAAGUUGCAAGGAGGAGCAACAACUUGAAAUUGGCUGAAUUUUUGGAAAAGGAGAGCGAGGCACGAGGAGCGAUCGAUAGAAAACUCGCCAAGAGCAAGUUUCCCGAUCUGGUGAGGGCGACCCGGGAGGGAAACACGGGCCGCAUGAUGCAGCUGCUGAUGGAGAACGUCCCCAUACUCCCGAUGGCUGCCGAAGAAGACCCUCUUAAAGAAGCUCUUCGCUACAGACGCCGCGACGCGGUGUUCUUACUUCUAGCAGCCGGAGCUCCCUUGUGUAACCAUUACGUCUCCCACCUAACUUCUUUGGAGGUAUCCCAUCACAUGGUUGGACAACCUGCUUUGUUCCCAGCAAUCAUGAGAAAGGCCUAUGUGGACAGACUGACUGAUGAAGAAAAGAGAGCUAGAAGUAGCGAUCAUCCGAUCGCCUCCUUUAUAAAUGAAUUGAAAACCCAAGUCACGAAUAUCGGAGAUGAAGCACAUCCGAAAUUUGAAGGAGACCUUGCUGCGAAAACUGAAGAAGCAAAAAAGCUGCUUCUGGAGGCCGCUGGCCUUGGCCUUUCCUUAACCUGCCAGAUGGUGAGUCAAGAAGAUGUGUGCUUUCUUCAAACUUCAGGGGAAGAAACUCCUCUUGAUAAUGCACUUCAGAAAGGACAUCACGACACAGCAUAUGCACUGUGCAGAGAUUUGUGGAUGACGCCCUAUAUCUGCCAGAAUAGCCAGCACGCACCAGCAGAGUUACUAGAUGACUUAAAGGAAAGAGAUUUGGUAAUAUUCAAACUCGUUUGUGAGAAUAAAAAAUGCACUUACGAGAAGGAAUUGUGUGAUCAACUAAAGACGAGUGUAGCAGAGGGUGCUCCAAUUGAGGAUGAAAUUCUUGACUUGGCUCUUUACUGGAUUGCUGAAAAUGGGCUAACAGCACUUCUCCAUGAGAGGAUAAAUGAUCUAAAUGUGAAUAAAGAGAUUUCCAAAUAUUCUAAAACUACCAUGAUGCAUGCUGCAGUAUUAUCAGGUCACAGAAACGUAGUAGAAUAUCUUAAAUAUAAUGGUGCAAGUUUUACGGAAACCAUUGGUGGUUUUAAAGUUAGAGACCUUGCAGCUAUGAGGCAAUGCAAAAAUUGCUUAAUGUACAUCUGUAUACUUGAACAUGACUCAGAUUCCUGGAUGUGUGAAUACAAGAAAAUGAAAGACUCUUAUGAGGUUCCAAAUGUUGAACCACAAGCUUUGGAAUAUUUGCGAAAAGAUGCUCUUUCUGCCUUAAGUGAGCCUUUCCCUAAGGAUCAGGCAUAUGAAAUGCUGAAGAAGAAAGGAGACAUGCUAAAAAUCAAAACAUUUGCUGACUUAUUAAGUGUAGCAGAAGAAGCAAAAGACAAAGAUUUCAUGAGGGAUUUCACUGAGAAAGUCUGUGAAGAAAAUGACGUCAUUUUGGAGACAUUAUCAAAGAUAGAUUCAAGAUUUGCUGGAAAAUUCAGCAUAACUGGACCUCUUGCUGAUGGAUAUGAAGUGACCUCUUUUGACACAGUAUAUACAAAUCUUGAAAUAAAGUCCUCAGAUGCUAAAGAUCUACACAUAACAAUAACAGAGGAUGGAAAAGGCUUAGACAUAGAGACAACACCCUCAGAUUUUCUAAAUCCUCAGACCUUCACUAAAGCUUUCAUGUCCCUCAUGGAAAAGGUUGUGGAGAAGCACACAUCCUCUCAGAGGAAACAGGGUCUGGUACUGGUACCUCCUUUUCUACUCCCAAGUGAGGACGGUGUUUAUCUCUUUUGGAUGUGGCGACGGGAUAAAAUUAGGAGAUUUUUCAGAAUGAAUAUAAGACCCGUUGUGGAAGUUAAAGCUCCCGAGCAUUUAGAAAGAAACUUAUUUAAGAAAAGGAAUACCAGUAAGAGUGUCGCAUCAACCAUAUUAAUAAGCUUAAUGCAUGAGAGGAAAUAUUUGUACAACUCUUACACACCCACAAAAUUAAUGAUUGAGAAUCUGUCAAACGAAGAACGGAAAACACUUUAUAUGUGUCGUUUCUUGACCAAGAUGAUUUCCUUUCCAUGGUUAUACCAACGGAUACAAAUACACCCCUUAUCUUCCCCAUGGCAAGAACCUAACAGAAUUGCAGAACUUAGAACUCAAGUGUUAGACUCUCUCUUUCUGGAAGAACUUAAUGAAACAGCACAAUCUGACUUUAAGCCUGGCAAUAUCCAAGAAAGAGUGCGUUCUAUCCUCCAAAGAGGCACAGAGAAAGACAGUGAUGGCAUCCUAGUUGCCAGAAAAGAGAUCUGUCAUCUCUAUAAUCCCUCUUUACUUGUAUCAAACACAUUUCAGUCUAUCGAAGGCAUCAUCAGAUACCUUGACGAAUUCGUGUAGUCAAGUAUGUGCAUCGAAUACUUUAAACUAAUAUUUGCUUCUUAAUAUGCAAAAGAAAGAAAACGAGCAAAUGAUACCACAGUAAAUCAGUGCUAGAAUGUUUAAUUGGUUUAUCAGUAUGUUAAUGACUUUUUCCAUUUGAUUUCAGGAAAAAUCCCAUUAAAUCUUAAUCUUAAUCUCCUAGGGUCAUCGGUAAUGGUAAAUGAAAGGAAGAUAUGUGUAGAUGAUGUUAGUAGCGGUUAUAGAUAUCAUAAUGAUAAUAAAACAGUAACUAUGACUAGUGAUUUUAUAUUUUCAUAUUCAUCCAGAGAAGGAGAGAGGGGGGACUAGCUAAGUUAUAUGCAUAAAUAUGUAGAUGAAUUGCAUAAAGACACAUAUAUGCAUACAAAAAGACACAUACACCCACUCAAGCACACAAUCACACACAAAUAUAUACACAUAGAUACACACACACAUAUAAAGACAUAUUCAUAUGGAGUUGUACUUGGAAAAUUGAAUUAAAAACCAAUAAAUGCCAUAUAGUCAGGUCCGAAAAACAUAGUAAACAGUGAAUAACCAGAAACUCAAGCCCAAAUGAUCAUAUAAAUGAAGAAAUCCAGGGCUGAUUACCAACAUGAAGAGGACAUUCAUAUGUGUGGACGAAAAUGUAGUAAAAAUGUGUAUUCGUGCGUUUUAGAUAUGACACAAAGCUAUGGAAAAGCGGGAUUCAAGGAACAUGGUGCUAUCAGUUCAGGUAUCACAGAGGCCUAAGUUAUUUAAUCGUUGAUGUACUCUGCCAAACAUGCAACUAAUACCAAGGGCGUUAUUUGA
Penaeus indicus is the source of this 4883-nucleotide messenger RNA. RefSeq lists its product as uncharacterized. The transcript has 11 exons. Bases 33 to 4073 code for a protein of 1346 amino acids. Gene Ontology annotation, molecular function: protein binding. Lineage: Eukaryota; Metazoa; Arthropoda; Malacostraca; Decapoda; Penaeidae. Gene Ontology annotation, biological process: protein localization to ciliary inversin compartment. The record is from RefSeq and is a predicted model, not a curated record. Gene Ontology annotation, cellular component: ciliary inversin compartment.